GGUAAGUCGCUACUUUGCAUCUGUAUCUAAGGCAAGCCUCUUUCUAAACUCCUUAAAAACUUGAAAUAUCGGCGCGAAUUUUAUGAUAUCGAGACCGACCAACACGAUGGCAGCAGCCCGCAUCAUGAAACAACGCAAAAAGCGGAUCGGACAAUGGAGUGAAUUGGAUUUAAUUAACGAAAUUCAGAAGAACACGAUCUUGUAUGACAAAACCCUCAAGGAUUAUCGCAAACCGGGACCUACUGAAGCUGCCUGGGAGAGCAUUUCAAAGACCUUAGGAGCCAAUAUUGAAGACCUGAAAAAACGAUGGAAGAGUUUGCGUGACACUUUUAUAAAAUAUUAUCGCAUGGAAAUCGAGCAAAACUCCCCAAUGAAUACACGACAAAAAGUUUGGAAGUACUAUAAUAACUUGGAUUACCUCCGAAGUCACGUCGAAUUGUAUCGCAUCGAUGACGAACGUGUAACGGGCGGCGGCGUAGUUGCCACAAAAAUUUCCAACUGCAAUGAUGAGCAAUCCCAAGGAGAAUCGGAGUACGAAACUUCUAGCAGACAGGAAUAUAGUACCCCAACAAAUACUAAAAGCAAGACAAACACAAUUAAAGUCCUUGUUGAAGCUGAAGGAAAUGAUCCAUACAAAACCGCCGAAUAUACGUUGUACGAAACAAAUCAAGAUGUUGAGCUGGAUGACCUUGAAAACACCAACAAUGACCAAAUUUACUUGGAACAUAUCGAUACGGAUGAAUAUCAAAUUGAUAAUGAGCCCAUGGAAACGUCAAACAUGAAAAAGGAACAGCAACAACAGAAAAAGGUCGAAAUAAUUAGUCAACCGGCUUCGAAUGAUCCUGAUGAAAAGUUCCUCAUGAGUUGCUUGCCGGUACUGAAACGCGUAAAUGCACAAAAGAAUGCAUUGCUGAAGCUAAAGAUACAAAUGCUUUUGUACGAAGUUGAGUUUGGAAGUGCCGAUGAUAGUCCCGACACGAAAAAACGAAAGUUUUAAAACUUAAUUCUUUAUUUCGUUUAAAUAUGUAUGACAUUAUUUUAAGCAUAGUUUGUAAAUGAGUAAAAAAUAAAAUUAAAUUGCUUACGAGUAUUUGUAAAA
Messenger RNA from Culicoides brevitarsis, 1099 nucleotides. RefSeq names its product transcription factor Adf-1-like. Gene Ontology annotation, molecular function: DNA binding. The record is from RefSeq and is a predicted model, not a curated record. Gene Ontology annotation, cellular component: nucleus; transcription regulator complex. Gene Ontology annotation, biological process: regulation of transcription by RNA polymerase II. Lineage: Eukaryota; Metazoa; Arthropoda; Insecta; Diptera; Ceratopogonidae. Bases 83 to 997 code for a protein of 304 amino acids. The transcript has 3 exons.